AUGGAGCACUAUCCCCAAUUGUCAGAAGUGGGCGGGUUUGAUUUCUUACUCUAUCAAAGAGGUGGCGGAAGUGAUGCUGGUUUUCAUGUGAUAAGUCCACCACAUACAGUUAAUCGGCUUAAAGAUUUGUGUGGACAAGCGAAAAUCUAUAUACGGCCUGUUCAAAAAGACAUACCAUUGACAUCAAAAACCAUCUCUGAAACUACAUCUACAGAAAUUGAGCCUUGUACAGAGAAUGAGCUGAGUAUGGAAGACUCAAGUCAG
Messenger RNA from Paramuricea clavata, 264 nucleotides. The record is from the annotation of a GenBank genome assembly. NCBI's taxonomy places the organism in Eukaryota, Metazoa, Cnidaria, Anthozoa, Malacalcyonacea, Plexauridae.